CGCCUAUUGGCGGGAAAAAACAGAAUAGCCGCAUUUUGGUCACCCAUGUGGCCGAUCUGCUUCUUAGGCUCUAAAGCAGUUUGAAUAUUCAUCCGCGACGCGUACGAUACGGAAUCCGUGUGAAUCUUUUCGUUUAGAAGUGGUUUGCCGAUAUAAGUACACAAUGAUGGAUGUCGAGGUGAAAGUCAUUAGAACAGAUUCGCCGGUGUCGGGUGCGUGCUCCGAAAAAGAUGAGAAAAUAAAAAUCGUCCCGAAGGAAAAUAUUAAUAGGGAGAUCAUGGAUAUCGUGGAAGACUCAGGCUUUUCUAGCACCUCCACAGAAUCUGGAUCAGAUAUACUUGGGAAUUUAACCAAAGUUGAAUCUGUUGAAGGCACAAUUGGAGAUGGUAUCAAGUUUGUUGAUCCACAAUUGAUAUUGUCUGAACAACGUGAGAAAGCAGAAAAAUUGGAACGCUUGAAAAGGAAAAAAAUUGCGCAGGAGCAAAAAAUAGCUGCAAGAGAAGCUUUUGAAAAAGAAAUUCAAGAGCAACAGUACAAACGCUUAAUACACUUAUUACAUCAGAGCAAGGCGUUAACUAGCUUUAUUACGAAAAAGAUUGAUAUGAAAGGUGAAAAAAAAAAACCUGCAGGUCGUAAAAGGAAUGUAAAACUUGAAGAGGAAUCAACAGUAAAAAAAGCCAAAAUGGUUCUAAAAAAAACACCAACAAAGAGAAGUAGAAGAAACCGGAAUCUCAGUGAUGAAGAAAUUAAGAGAGAGUUGAACAAUCUUUCUGAUGAAGAAAUUUAUGAAUCGCCUAAUAAAGAAAAUGAAAAUGUCAACUCUAUAGAUGAUUUUGUACAGCCCAAAUACUUUAAAGGAGAGUUAAGAAAUUACCAAAAGGAAGGUGUCAAUUGGUUAAGACUUAUGUAUGAAAAUGGUCUAAAUGGAAUUUUGGCAGAUGAGAUGGGUUUGGGGAAAACUAUUCAAGUGAUAGCUUUAUUUGCUUAUUUGUUUGAAAAAAACAUAGCUGGGCCAUACAUGAUUAUAGUUCCAUUGUCAACACUACCAAAUUGGACAUCAGAAUUUGAACGUUUUGCCCCUCAACUACCAGUUGUAGUAUAUUAUGGAAAUGAACAAACAAGGCAUAGUAUUAGAAAUAAGAUUCACAGGAAAAUAUUUCCAGGACCUUUUAAGACAGAUCCUAUUAUAUUGACUACCUAUCAAGUACCUAUCAAUGAUGCUUCUUUUCUUCGAAAAUUUAAUUGGAGGUACAUAGUAAUUGAUGAAGCUCAAAGAAUUAAAAAUUUUGAAACUCAAUUGUUCAGAAUUGUGAAAUCAUUCACUUCAGCCAAUCGUCUAUUGCUGACAGGAACACCAUUACAAAAUAAUUUGACAGAAUUAUGGUCACUACUAAAUUUUCUUCUUCCUGAUAUAUUUAAUAAUCUGGAAGUUUUUCAAGAUUGGUUUGAUCCUAAAAGGAUUCAAAAUGAUGAAGGGCGUCAAAAGUUUUUCCAACAAGAACAAGAAAAGCGUGUUAUGGCUACAUUGAGAGAAAUUUUACAUCCAUUCAUGUUGAGAAGAUUAAAAGAAGACGUGUGUCCUGAUGUUCCUCCUAUCAAAGAAGUUAUAAUAUACACACCAUUAACAAAUAUCCAGUAUGACUUGUACUCAAGUAUUAUUAAAAGAGAUAUAUCUAAACUUCAGAAAGUUAAAGAAGAACCAAUCAUUGUAGAUAUCAAUGGAGUCAGACCAAAAAGAAAAUGUACCAAAAAAAUGAACCUUGAUGAUGUCUUUGUGAUGAAUCAAAAAGCUUAUAGUAAUAGCAUUAAAAAUUUAAAUUCGGAUAUCACAACAAUUGGAACUACAAAUAUAAAAAAUGAAGAUUUAUCUAUGUGGAAUCAGUUUACAAAUGUCACAGAAAAAAAUGUCAAUUACUUAAUCAGAUUGAGAAUGUGCAAUGAAGUUAUGAUGUACAGACAUGUCGUAAAUCAUCCUUAUUUAAUUCAUUACCCUAUGAAUGAUUGUGGCUUAGGAUUGAUUGAUGAGAAUCUUGUUACUGCGUCUGGAAAAAUCUUGGUUCUUGAUGCAAUGCUGAAAAAGUUGAAGAGUAAUGGUCAUAAAGUUUUAUUAUUUUCAACUAUGACUAUGGUUUUGAACAUCAUUGAAGAUUAUUUAUCUUUGCGCGACUAUAAGUAUGAAAGACUAGAUGGCGCGAUCGAUCUUGAUACGAGAAGGGACAGUAUAAAUAGGUUCCAAACUGAUCGAGAGAUAUUUUUAUUCUUACUAACAACUAAAGCUGGUGCCGUUGGUUUGAAUCUUGCUGCAGCAGAUACCGUAAUCAUCUACGACAGCGACUGGAAUCCUCAAAACGAUUUGCAAGCAAUGGCUCGUUGCCAUAGGAUAGGACAAACAAAACCUGUAGCAGUUUAUAGACUUUGCACUAAGGGUACCAUUGAUGAAGAUAUUAUAAAGAGAGCUAAUGCUAAACGAUUUUUGGAAAAAGCAGUCAUAUCAAACGAAGGUAAAAUAGUUGAUCAUGCAGAUGGUCUUAUGAGACUGAAGAAAAUGUUAGAUACAGAAACAUUCAAAGUCGUGGAUCCUAAAAAUAAUGUUUACAGUGCUGCUGAACUUGAUGAGCUUCUAGAUCGAAGCGAUAUGGUUUUUUCAUCCAGAAACAUUGAGUCAUUGUGAAAAAUUAUAUGUACUUUAGUAGUUCAAUUUAUUUUCAAGUAUUAAUAUUAUAAAACUGAAUUUUGUUUACGUGCCUUAAUAUUGUAUAACAUUGUUGCAAUCAAUCAAAUCAAUCAUAAUAUAUACUCAAUCUAAACUGAUAAGUUCAUCAACCAAUAACAAAAAUUGUUCUCAGUUGUUUAAGUAGAUUAUAAGGAGAAUAUUUAAAUCAAUGUGUCGUUAGUAUUAUUUAUUUAUUUUUUUACGAGAAUACUAAACUUUGACGAAUAAGUAAAUUAAGUAUAUUUUGUAUUUGUCAAGCAUUUCAUUUAAUAAAGAAUAAGUUUUG
Phymastichus coffea is the source of this 2999-nucleotide messenger RNA. RefSeq names its product lymphocyte-specific helicase-like. The record is from RefSeq and is a predicted model, not a curated record. The transcript is spliced from 8 exons. Gene Ontology annotation, cellular component: nucleus; pericentric heterochromatin. Gene Ontology annotation, biological process: negative regulation of gene expression via chromosomal CpG island methylation; pericentric heterochromatin formation; DNA methylation-dependent constitutive heterochromatin formation. Lineage: Eukaryota; Metazoa; Arthropoda; Insecta; Hymenoptera; Eulophidae. Gene Ontology annotation, molecular function: ATP-dependent chromatin remodeler activity; chromatin binding; ATP binding. The coding region runs from base 164 to 2671 and encodes 835 amino acids.